CCUCAAAAAGUAGUAAGCAAGCAACACACCUGUAAGCUUCGAAUAAAAUCAUUAUCCAAUCAAAACUCAGCACAAGAUCUGUACCAAAAUCAGAUUGUCAAAGCCAAACACCAAAUAACUACUACUAGAAACUACUCCUCUACAACUACUACACCAACAAAGAGGAACACAGCUUCUUCUCGUCUUCUGGUUCCUCAAAAUAAACCUUAAAAUCUCUCACUGUUCUCAACUCAAUGCCUUGUCUCUAACUACCCUAAAAACAAUAUGUCUUGGCUUUUCAAAUCACUCCAAUCCAACGACCCAGGUUCACCCCCACACUCUCCUCCCCCUCCUUCAGUUAAAGACCACUUGUCGGCCAUCGGUGUUUCUAUAGGUCGUCAAUUACGUGGCGUUGCUAACUUCCUCGCCCCUCCACCCCCGUCCCGUCCUGAAGCAGCCAAAUCACAACCGUCCGAUUCUUCUCAAUCAUCACGAGCUCUCAUCGGGAUUCGCAACGAUCUCGCCGAAAUCGGUGACAGUUUAAAAUAUGGUCUCUCUAAACUCACUUUUAAUUUCUUGCGAUUUAAAGAUGAUGAUCAUAACAACAGUAGUCAAGAAGGUGAUUAUGAGGAUGGCGUGGCGGGGAUUAAUGAGGAGGUGAUUGGUUUUGUUAAGGAGAUUUCUCUGAGACCUGAGUACUGGGUUGAUUUUCCUUUACCACUCCAAAACGAUUUUAGAAUGACUGAUGCUCAAAGAGAACACGCCUCAAAUAUUGAACGUUUUGUUCCUAGUUUGGCACAACUUAGAUAUAAUCUUAGGAGUGAAACGGGGGAUGGCCGAUUUUGGAUGGUUUAUUUUAUAUUGUUGAUUCCAAGAUUGAAUGAAGGUGAUUUCGAGAUUCUAUCGACUCCCCAGAUAGUUGAAACAAGAAAUGUACUUCUGGAGAAGCUGCGAAACAAGAAGAAUGUGAAGUUGGAAAGCUCCAAGAAUUCUAUCAGUGAGACACAAGGAGAGAAUACAACAUCUAGAGAAGAGGUCGCCGGGAUUGUAUAUGCUACUGAAGGCUUAAAAAUUAAUGAUGAAGAGAAUUCUAAGCAGUUUUUAAAAGAGCAAAUUGAUAAUAGCAUUUCAAUGGAUAACCGGAAAAAGCUUGAAGGCAAAGAGGAUGUGUCAUUCAGCGAUCUGGAAGAUGAUUAUAGUGAUUCUUCAACAAGAUUAUCAGCUUCUAGGAAAGCACAGAGCAUUAGGGCUCCUUCACCCAGUGGAUCCAGCGAUUGGGUCCAACUGAAUGAAAGCUCUGACAUUCUGGGUGGUCUACGUAAGGCAAGGCAGUCAUUUUCUCGUGAUAAAGAUUCAGAUGCCGAGUCCACUGACUGGCAUAAAGUUGAUGAGUUUGAUUAGACUAUUGGUGAAUGUUUGAUAAGUGAUUUUAUUGUAAAGUUUCUACAAUUUUUCCCCUUUCCCUCUGGUUUCUGCACUUGCAGAAUCCCACCUGUUACGUUCGUUUCAACAUUUUUUCUUCCUCCCUCUGGUUUCUUUACUUUGUGGAACCCAACCAGUCACGUGUCCAUUGUUCUUAGCUGAUAAUUAAGUCAGUAUAAUUACGUGUUAUUCUAAUGGUUUAUGCUAUUCUAUAUGCUUCAGUUAAGGAAGUAUUGGAAUUC
This is a messenger RNA of Populus trichocarpa (black cottonwood), 1643 nucleotides long. RefSeq lists its product as uncharacterized. The record is from RefSeq and is a predicted model, not a curated record. The transcript has 3 exons. NCBI's taxonomy places the organism in Eukaryota, Viridiplantae, Streptophyta, Magnoliopsida, Malpighiales, Salicaceae. Bases 265 to 1380 code for a protein of 371 amino acids.